Molecule: messenger RNA, 714 nt
Organism: Osmia bicornis bicornis
Lineage: Eukaryota; Metazoa; Arthropoda; Insecta; Hymenoptera; Megachilidae
Exons: 1
Source: RefSeq, a predicted model, not a curated record
AUGGAGUCCGUGGUCCUGUAUGCCACUCCCAUAUGGGAUAGGGCUCUUACAUACAGACUAAACGUGUACAUCAUAAGAAGUACGCAACGAAUAGCACUGUGCAGGUUAGCGAGAGCGUAUCACACGGUUUCAGCAGAUGCAGUUAGAGUUAUCACAGGCAACCCCCCCAUGGCGAUGGUUGCAUUGGAAAGGGGUGGGCUUUUCCGUACGAUAGAGUCGUGUUCUAGUGCAACAGAUGGCGAAGGGCAAAACUCUGCCCGGGAAAAAACGAAGAUAAGAAAUGAGGAACGGGAGGUCACCAUGCGGAAAUGGCAGGAGGAGUGGGUUAUUUCCACCAAAGGAAGGUGGACUUAUAGACUGAUCCCUAAGAUCGAUGAGUGGCAGGAAUGGGGACCGAAGAUCUUAAAUUACCAUCUAACACAAGUGCUUACUGGGCACGGGUGUUUUGGUACUUAUCUUAAGGAGAUAGGUAAAGCGGACACCGAUGUUUGUUGGUUCUGCCAGGAUGCUACUGACGAUCCAGAACACUUUUUACUGAACUGCACUAGGUGGGAACGCCAAAGAAAGAAAAUGACCGAUGUAGUGGGUACUUUCGUGAUGGAGGACCUUGUUAAGAUACUGAAAGAGCCUGAAAAGAGGCCGCAUGUUAUGGAAUUCCUUGUAGCCGCCCUCCUGGAUAAGGAGAAGUGGGAAAGGGAGAAAAUCAAGAAUAAG